AUACGCACAUAAUCCAAACACACAUUCAUAUACAGACACACAUAGAUUCGCGUCCUUAAUUAAGUGUUUUGUCUUUUGCUCUUUUUGAUGUCACCAGCCUUGACGUUUUCUGAAUAAGCCGGAUGAGCACACAACAGAAACCUGAAAACAAGCAAAUAUAUGCCGGCGAGAGCACUGCGUCGCGUUCUCUAAAUUCAUUAUUAUUCAAGUUCUUUACUGUCUCUUAUUCAUCAUCUUAAAGUCUUCGUCAUUCACAUUUCUUCUUAUUGUUAUUUGCUGUCCUUCUUUCUCUCCCUUAGCCUCACUUUUUCUUUAUUUGUCAUCUUGCAUUUCCAUUUUCUUAUUUUCUUUAUUCAUUAUUCACGCUCCUUCAUUUCCCUAUUCCUACUGUUGUUUUUAGUCACCAGUAUUGCUUUUUUUGUUUUUUUUAGUCCUUCAUUAUAGUUUUCUUUUUGCAUUUAUUCAUCAUUCUUCAUUCCCUUAUUCAUAUUGUUCAUUUAUCUAACAUCCUUCAUUCCUUUAUUCUUAGCGUGUUCAUUCAUCCAUCUUCAUUCCCUUUUCCUUAUUGUUUUUAUUCACUAUUUUUAUAUUCACGAUCCUUCAUUCCUUUAGUGUUAGUUUCUUUAUUCAUCAUCCUUCAUUCCCUUAUUAUUGUUUUGUAGUCACCAUAUCCUUCAGUCAUAAAUUCUUGUUCAUUAUUCACUUUAUUCCUUUAUUUUUAUUGUAUUUUAGUCGCCAUUAUUCAUUCGUUUAUCCUGCUGUGUGUAAGAGAGGCAUUUUACUUCCUCGACCCAGUUUCCCGUAGUGCAUUAUUUUGGUGAACGUUCUGAAUUCAUCCAUUUUUAUUUCGUUUCUAUUUACGCUCCUAAUUUGUCACCGUCCGCAACUUUAUCUCGUCCGUGUUAGCGCCGAAGACUUGUUUUUGUGUGCGGUUCCAUUCUCUGCGACAACCUCCCACAACACGGUCAGUUAAGGGACGCCAUAAAUUCAUCAUUGCCUAUUCCAUCAGCGUUACUAGUGAUUUAUCUUCCUACAUUGCUCUAUCCACGCCUCUCCUCCGUGAUGGCGCUGAGGACUUUAUAUCAGUGUGCGAGGCAAUCCACUUCCCGCAACAAGCUCCCACAAUACAGUGAGUCAGUGGACGUUUAUCGCUCAGUUUCUCGUCUGGGUGAUGUGUUUGUCUGCGUCGCCUUUCUUCCCUCCAAGCCGUCGCCUGGCCGUCAGUUUGUCCGCCGCAGCCUCGUUGGAUCAGCCAGACCAAGAGCCACCCGUCCCUCACACGCGCCUCCCGCCCUCCCUCUCUCCCCCACACACACAAGAUCAUCUCGUACACAUGGUUCUCCGUCAGUGCAGGGAGUCACGGGCCGCGUCUCCUCCUCCUCCUCCCGGCCCGAGCUGGCAACUCCACUGGAACCAAAACACAGGAAGCUCCAAUCUUUCCAGGCAGUGAUGGCUCGGUCGCAGUGCUGAGCGGUCGAGGGGAGAGAGCGGGGUCUGCUAACUCGGCGCAACAAGUCUUGGCCACAGCACUCGAAGCCUCGCUGACGGACGGACUUGCUGACUCGCAGGACUGGAAUGCCGGCCCACAGUGACUCGAGGGACUGCUCUCAAGGCUUCAACUGGGCAUGAAACUGUCUGUCACGCCCCACAUCGGAGUAUUUGUGCAUCCAGUCUCUUAGUUCAUCUCCACACCCGCCUUCUCAUCCCUCUGGACUCUGCGUCUGGGGACUUGGAUAUUUUUACUCCUCUUUGAAUACCAACAAGGUGUGAAUCCCUUUGGGUGUGAGGGCGGUGUGUGUGUGCGUGAGUGUGUAUGUGUGGGUGUGGGUGUCAGGCUCACACUUACUGCUGCUGAGACUGCUGAGUCAAGGAAAACUAACGUGCUGACGAAAAACUUGCCCAGCCCAUCGCCGCCUCCGCCUCCUCCUCCUCUUCCUCCUUCUCCCGAUGGUGGUCUCCUGGACUUGAAGGAAAGGUCGUGAAACUAAGCGACACUGACUCGGCGUUUACGAAUGGACGACACCGGGAGGAAAGUAAGCAGGGCCAGAGUGACUUUGGCGAGUGAUUAAAGAAAGGAAACGGAAAGGAAAAGAGAGUAUGUAACAAAUAAAAAUAGUGUUCUGUCUCAACAACCUUAACAGAGAGAGAAAGGGAAAAAGCAGAAAACGAAAGAGAGAUAAGUGGCGUGAAGAAAAGUGGAAAACAAAAUAAGUAGAAUACUGAAAACAUAAAAAUAAAAUAUGUAUUCUUGUCGUGUGCUGAACUUUUACGCAAACAAACACGCCACAUUGAUCGAGGAAAAAGAAGUGACUGAUAAAACCAAGCAGUAGUGUGUGUGUGUGUGUGUGUGUGUGUGUGUGUGUGUGUGCGUGUGUGUGCGCGUGUGUAAGUGCAGUGUCUCAAGACGAUAAUCGGGCCAUUGUAGUGCCAAACCACCACAGCCAAAAAGUACUAAUGGCCUGAAGGACCCUGAACCCACGACCUCUGCAGGGGAAUCAAGACCUGGAGGCCACGAUGGUGUUCUGACGGCACAGGCGAGAGCGAGACCAGGACACGAGACAUGAUGGAGUGGCGAGAGGCGAGGACCCGAGGCCGUGUGGUGGUAGUGGUGGCGGUGGUAGCUAUGGUGAUGACUGGAGGAGUAGCAAGCGAUUCUCCGCCACCGCACUCCCACUCCUACUCCUCCUACACUACCUCUUCAUCUCCCUCGCUCCUCCACGAUGACUCUGCUCAAAACAACACCAGGAAAACGCCGCCGAAGUGCCACUGGACGUCACCUCAGGUUCUGGAGUGCCAGGUGAAGGCUCUGGACGAGACGCUUGGCUGGCAGGUGGUCAAGGGUCACUGGGAGACUCAUAACCACACGAGGGGUCAAGAGGUGGUUCCCAGGUCGCCGUGGCAUAGCGGAGGUGACCCGAGGCACGCGAGGGAGCUGACGGUGGAGUGUAGCCGCGUCCACGUCUUCCAGUCCCUGCUCACCCCUCGCACUUUCCAGGGCGUGGAGGGCGUGGAGGUGCUGCGGCUGCGUGGCUGCAAGCUGGACUCGCUACUGCCGGGCGCGCUGGAGGGGCUGGCGCGACUGCGGGCGCUGGAGGUGGUGACGCACAACGAGGAGUGGGCGGCCCUGGCCCUGGAGCUGGUGGAGGGCUCGCUGCCGCCCACCAUCGAGCGUGCCGCCCUCGCCCACAACAACAUCUGGACACUGCCGCCGCGCGCCCUCUGUGGCCCCGCCGCCCUCCACCACCUCAACCUCUCUCACAACCGCCUGCAAGACGUCCUUGAACUAGGCUUCUCUGAUCAGCCGCUCGACGCCCACGGCCUCAACGUCUCCAACGCCACCUUCAGCCUGCACGCGAGCUUCCUCACCGCCGACGAGGACGUGGGCGGCGACGGGUGCGGCCACGUGCUGCAGGAGCUGAUUCUCGACUAUAAUGACUUUGUGCGGCUUCACGCGGGCAGCUUCCGCACUCUGGGGGGCCUGCGGGAGCUGCACCUGCGAAAUAAUGAUAUCAGGCUCAUAUCGAGCGAAGCCUUCCGCGGCAUGGCAGCCUUACAAGUUCUUUAUCUUUCCAAUAAUCACAUAAUCGCGCUGCAGAACGGGACCUUUUCCGAGAACAGAGCAUUAGAGCGGAUCCUGCUGAACAAUAACUCUCUGACCGCGCUGAGCCCCGGCGUGUUUCAGGGCCUGCUGGAGCUGCAGGUGCUGAAUCUUUCCGAGAACAACCUUUACCUGGACUCCAGCCACGAGGACCUGCUGCGUGGGCUGCGGCGCCUCGUCAUCCUGGACCUGUCUCACAACGCCCUCACCACCAUCCCGCAGCUCCUCCUCCGUGACCUCACGUCCCUCCAGCGCCUCGACCUCUCCCACAACAGCAUCCAGAGCCUUGAGGAUGACAGCUUCACCUCCCUCUCCAAUCUCUAUGCCCUCGACCUCUCGCAUAACUUCGUCCUCAGCCUCGGGGAGGGCAGCUUGAGGGGUCUUGUGGGCCUCAGCCUCCUCCACCUCAUCAAUAAUUCCUUAAUAGAGCUCCAUCCUCACGCGCUCCGCCACAGCUCUAACCUGAAGGAGGUGUAUCUUGCCGAUAACCACUUGCAGGUUAUCCCGACGGCACUCGAGAAUCUUUCGUUUAUUAAGGUGUUGGACGUGAGCAGGAAUGACAUCGCCAGCUUCCAGCCCUUUCUGUUCGGCGGCCUCAGCAACCUGGACACCCUGAACGUUAGCUACAAUAAAAUGAACGGUAUCUCUGAGGGGGCGCUGGCGGGCCUUGUCUCGCUGGAAGUUUUGGACCUGAGGAAUAAUCAGCUGAGGACGGUGAGUGAGGGUUCGUUCAAGGGCAUGCCGAGAGUAAAGACCCUGACGUUGCAGAUGAACGAACUCAGCGACAUUAACGAAGUGUUCGCAGGCCUGGAGCACCUCCGAACACUUGACUUGUCCCACAACAACAUCAAGAUGUUUGACUACGCCUUCAUUCCCCAGAAGCUGCUGACUCUCGACCUCAGCCAUAACAGGAUCGAGCAGCUUGGAAACUAUUUCAAGGUACACAGCGUCCUCACUCUCGAGGUGCUGGACGCCAGCCACAACGCCAUCAGGAGGCUCAGUGAAGUGUCUCUGCCCAACACCAUCCGCAGAGUCGUGCUGCACCACAACAACAUCAGCCGCGUGCAGCCCAACACCUUCAGAGACAAGGCCAACGUGCGGGACAUUGAUCUGCGGGUAAACGUGAUUCAGAGACUCAAUCCAAAGUCGAUUAGCGUCCGCGGCACCGUCGAUCGCCCCAACAGCGCCCGUGUCCUGCUCGCAGGGAACCCGCUGGUGUGUGACUGUGAGAUGGAGUGGCUGCAUGGCUCCUCCGACACGGCCAUCACCACUCCGGAGCCCACCGAGGUCAUCUUCCUGCAGCCACACAUCGAUGACCUGGUUCACGUCACGUGCACCCUCACGUACUCCCGCAGCGGCCCGUCAGUCCUCACCCGCGUGCUGGACACCUCCCCAGAGAACUACUUGUGUCCCUACGCCACCCACUGCUUCGCUCUCUGCAAAUGUUGUGACUUUAUCGCCUGUGACUGCCAGAUGAAGUGUCCCGAUGCCUGCUCUUGCUUCCACGACGACACGUGGUCCAUGAACCUUGUGGACUGCUCGGGCGGCCGUCUGGAUCGCCUGCCGGAGCGGGUGCCCAUGGACGCCACCGUAGUGCUGCUGGAUGGCAACAACCUGCAGGUGCUUCACGCCCACCACUUUAUCGGCCGCCACAGUAUCCAGCAGCUCUUCCUCAACGGCUCACAGAUCCAAACGUUACAGAACCGCACCUUCCACGGCCUCGCCUCCCUCCGCGUGCUCCACUUGGAGGACAACAUGAUCGUCCACCUCAACGGCUUCGAGUUUUUCGGUCUGCAGCGCCUCAAGGAAUUGUACCUCCAAAAUAACCGACUCUCCUUCGUCAGCAACGCAACCUUCCUUAGCCUCAAGAGCCUGGAAGUCCUGCGGCUGGACAAUAACUUCCUCAUUGACUUCCCGGUGUGGAUUCUUGCCCACAACCACCACCUCACAACAGUCUCGCUGGCCAACAAUCCCUGGAACUGUGACUGCCGUUUCGUCGAGCUGCUGAGGGAGUGGCGGGAGGAGAGGCCUGAGCAGCUGAUGUACCCGGAGGAGGUGUUUUGUUUUUACGGGGAUUCGGGAGUAAUGGGGCCAAACAUUGUGCUGCCCGACUACUCCUGCGUCAAGAGCCAGCAGAGGGUGACACAGUAUCAGUUUGGUCAGAGGCAGCUGCCCUUCCUGGCGGGCGGCCUGUGUGGCGGUGUGGCCCUCGUCAGCGCCCUGGUCGUCGUGGCCAUGCUGGUGGCACGCAGGAAGGCCACCGCUGCCAACAAGCUUGGCAUCAACAGCCCGCCGUCGUACUGCCAGGAGGAGGACGGGAAAGUGUUUGACGCCUACAUAAGUUACAGCACCUUCGACGCUUCCUUCGUGCGUGACAUUAUCGCCACCAAGCUGGAGAAUAACUGUCCGAGCUACAAGUUGUGUCUUCAUUCCCGUGACUUCAGCGAGAACAGCCGCCUCUCAGAGUUCAUCACACAGUCGCUUAACUUCAGCCGGCGGACCAUCAUCGUCCUGUCCAAGAACUACGUGGACCACGAGUGGAAAAACGCCAUCUUCAAGAAAGCCCACGUGGACGGUCUGCGUGACGGGGACAUGAACCUGAUCGCCGUGUACUACGACAAUGUGUCCUACUCGGCCUUCGACGCAGACCUGAAGGCGGUGGUGCGGCGGUGCUGCAAGCUGCGCUGGGGCGACAAGCAUUUCUGGCGGAAGCUGGUGGAGCUGAUGCCGCAGCGCCAGACAUACACGGGCCUGCCGGUCUACAUGUCUGACAACUCAUACAAGUCGGCGACUCUUCCCGCCGUGGUGCCUCCGUCAACCCUUCCACUCCCCUCUUCCUCCUCCGUCCUCACUUCCACCACAGGCCUCACCACGCCCUCUGAAGUCGAUCGGCGAACCUCUUACCUGCCAGAGCCGCCUGCCACCUACAAGGCACCGCCCCCGCCCCGCCCAUGCUGCUCCCCGCCAACCUGUGACUACAUCGUGAUGCAGGGUCGGGACUGCCGCGACCCUCACUGCACGUGCCGCCGCCACUCGCAUGCCGCCUACACCUUCAUCGACGGCGACACCUCCUCGUUGCACACCUACACCUCCCUUGAGCCCUUCACCGGCACCAACUCCCACCACCUGCCCCCUGCGCCCCCGGCACCCCCUACCUCCACCCCCAACCACGUGCCCCGCCCGCCCUCUGCCAGCAGCGACCACUACAGCGCCAUUGACACGCCCCUCAGAAGGACCGUCCGGACUAGCAAACGGAAAAAGAAGCGGCCGCAGAGCCAGACGUACUCGCCGCCCUCCGGUGAAGAGGUGGCCGAGGCUGCCCCGAAGGAGGCGCCGCCGGAGCAGCCGCCUGUCAGCACCUUCCGCCGCACCAAGAGCCUCAGAGUGAACCGCGGCCACGCCGAGAGGCACAGCGACUACUCCACCGACCAUUCUAGCGACCGUUCCAGCGGCAGGUCCUUCGACCAUUCCGUCACCUCUGGGGCCGCGGCGGCAGGCUUUGACCCCCACAGCGCCCUCUACACGGGUCUGGCCGACUCCCCGCCUGACCCAGGCCUCAACGCCGAGGAGUGUUUUGUCUAGUCUAGUCCAUCCCUGAGCGCCGCCGCCGCCGCCGCUGUCAGCAGCAACAGCAGCAAAAGAAGCAGGAGCUGAAGCAGUAGCAGGAGCAGGACCAGUAGCAGCAGCAGCAGCAGCAGCAGCGUGCGGGACGCAAGAGUCGACACGCUGUACCGUCGGGUGACAGCCUCGUAGACGCGUCACUCCCGCCUGCUGCCUUGCCCCUUGAGGUUCCUCCCGCGGCGAGCGUGCCGCCAGUAGGGUGCCUCGCUGACCUUAUAACAGUGUACGAGCCGUCCCGUUGGUUGUAAGUCACCCUUCAUUACCCUCACCCCAGCCAGUGAUGUCACCCGGGCGCCGCCUGCCUGCGCGGGGCGAGGAGGGACGCCCACGGUCCCGGGCCAACGCGGGGCACACUUACUUCUUCCUUUGAACCCCGGGGCCUCCACAGACAUUGCCGGGGGUCGCUGCACCCCUGCCUAGGGUGGCGUGCCGGUGGGCCACCUGUAGCUAUAGACGUGAAGGAAGCAUCGCCUGUGUCCGCCGCGCCGCGCCGCCGCCAGCCUGUGUGGCAGCCUCGCCCCGCCGCCGCCGCCGCCGUCGCCGCCGCCAAGGCCAGCCGAGGAAGGGCCGCGCCCCGCACCUCCGAGUCACCGCCACGUAGUGUUGUAGUCUCGCCGGAGUUGCGUCAGUCGUUUCGAUCCUCAAAAACUACCUCUCGUGGAGUUUCUGAUAACUAACGCAUCUUGAAAUAUUAAGAUACAAAAAUAAUAAAAAAAUAAUAUUUAACCAUACAUACAUACAUACAUACAUAACCCACACGAACCCUGAAUCCUUUUUUCCGAGUAAGCCAAAGAUAAGAGACUAAGAAAUCAAGCCGAGGAGCCGACACCGUAAAGUAGCAGCAAGCACGCCCCGCGGAGGCCGAGCUGACACUGCCGCCUCAGGGCCGCCGCCGAGACCCGGAUGCGAGUGCUGAGUGUCGCCGUGACGGACUGGCGGACGAGAAUUAUGUGCCAGAGUGAGAAUUGAGCUCAGCGGGCGGCAAGUCGUGUGUCGAGUCGUGCGCGAGGGAAGUGUGGAGGGAGGACCUACACGCUGACACUUCCCACCUGACAACAUUGCAUCCACCUGGCCCUUCACCCACACAAACCUGACACGCUACACUUCACUACACCUUGAUACACCCCCCCGUCCUCCCUCCACCCGUUCUUCAGAGGUGUGGAGGGAGGAACUACACCGACACUUUUUACAUGACUUAAAUAUACCCGCAUUACAUUCAACUGUUCCCCUUCCCUGACAGAUACACUUCACUACACCUUGCUACACCCACUCGUCCUCUCUCCACCCUGCUCUUAAGAGGUGUGGAGGGAGAAAUCAACCUUAUUUCAACACCUGUCCUGACCCCAAUGUACCUGAGUUCUAUUCACAUGUCCCUUUAUCCACACUCCACUUUGACACACUUAUCCACAUGUUUUUUGACCCACACACUCUUAUCCUUGUCACUUCAGUACACCUUGAUUACCCUGAUACACCUGGAAAUACCUGUACUACAUUCCACACGUCUCUAUACUUCUCUGACCCACAUUUUCUUUCUUGUUAUUCCUUUUUCUUUGACAUCGUAAUCUGACCCUUUCCACUUUCAAUCCCACGCCAUCGUCCUAUUCCGUCUUUCAGUCCCUCACUUUUAUUUAUCUUUUCUAUUCUGCUCCUCAUUUUUUCACACCAUUUUUUCACUUACAUCUCCUCGUUAUUGCACUUCCAUUUUCAUCAUCCUGUUCAUUCUGUUCUACUAUUCUUCACUCCAUUCCACUUCUUCACUUUUACACUUAUUUUCUAUUUCUAUCCCCCUAUUCGCUUUAUCCUCCAUCCUUCACUCCUUUUUCACUUUUUUUUUUCUUUUACUUACCCUAUUCCCUCUAUCUCCCAUUCUUCAUUCCUCCAUUUUAUCCUUCUUUUCUCCCCUCCACUUUAUCACUUUACUUUUCCACUCCCUUUUCCAUCAUCCUGUUCGCUCUUUCUCCCAUUCCUCACUCCUCCAUUUUAUACUUCCUUUCUGGCCUCCACUUUAUCACUCCACCUUUCCACUAGUCACUCCUCCACCCUCCUCGACCUGCCUAUUGUCCUCUCCCUCACCUGGGCUCCCUACCUGUCCUCCAUUGUCCCCUUCACGUCCCAUCUGUCCUCUGUAGCACACCUGAGUCUCGCCAACCAUGCCCUUCACCUGGUUUUCCCUUUCUACCUCCCUGUUAUUUCGUGUUUCAUCCAAUAGUCUUUCUUUAGUAUCUUUAUUUUGCUGUUUUGUGUGGUUAAAAAUUUUAUGUGUUAAUUUGUUUCAUUGGUGUUUUUUUGGUUGGUAUUUAUUUCAUUCCUCUUUGGUCAGAUUAUUAUUUUAACUACUUUUUAUCAAUUCAUGUUUUCGUCUUAUUCUUUUUUAUUUCGGUUGAUAUUUUUGGUGGUUUUCGUUCUUUCGGCGUCAUCCAAAUCUCAGUUAUUUAAUCAGUCAGUCAGUCAGUCGAUUCAGUAUUUAAUCAGUCAGCCAGUCAGUCGAUUCAGUAUUUAAUCAGUCAGUCAGUCAGUCGAUUCAGUGUUUAAUCAGUCAGCCAGUCAGUCGAUUCAGUGUUUAAUCAGUCAGCCAGUCAGUCGAUUCAAUAUUUAAUCAGUCAACCAGUCAGUCGAUUCAGUGUUUAAUCAGUCAACCAGUCAGUCGAUUCAGUGUUUAAUCAGUCAGCCAGUCAGUCGAUUCAGUGUGUAAUCAGUCAGCCAGUCAGUCGAUUCAAUAUUUAAUCAGUCAGGCAGUCAGUCGAUUCAAUAUUUAAUCAGUCAACCAGUCAGUCGAUUCAGUGUUUAAUCAGUCAGCCAGUCAGUCGAUUCAAUAUUUAAUCAGUCAGCCAGUCAGUCGAUUCAAUAUUUAAUCAGUCAGCCAGUCAGUCUAUUGAAUAUUCUUCUCUUUCAGUGUCUCAUCCAAUAUUCCCUCCUCUAGUGUUUCGUCCAGGAAUCCUCGAGUUUUAUCCAGUAUUCUCUUCAUGUCUUAUUAAGGUGCCAUUCCCCAAGGUUCCAUUCAGCAUUCUUUCUUUGUGGCGUUUCAGUUUGUGUUCUCUUUCGACUCCAAGGUCUUAUUCAGCGUUAUUUCCCUCCAGAGUUUCAUUCAGUUUUCUCCUUCGCUCGUGUUUCAUCCAAUAUCUCUCCAAGCCUCAACAAUCCUUCCCCCUCACUUUGUUCUCCUUGUUAUCUUGUUCCUCGUUUUAUUAAUUUGCUCUUCUACUCUCCAACGUUUUAUCCAAUAUCCUUCUUUCUGGGGGUUCAAUAAUUGUUUUUCUCUUUUAUAUUCUUCGGUCAAGGAUAACAAAGACGUAUAUAAAUUGUCUGAUCCGGUCUGUUCACUUGAGUAUUUUUCUUUAUUUAUCUGAUUUCGUGUUAUUGCUCGUUAUUUCUCAUUUUCUUCUUCUCUUCAUAUACUUUUUCGUUUUCUUUUCUGUCUUCUAUUCGUUUAGUUUACCUUUUUUUUCGCGGCUUUUCUUCAUUUAAUUAUCCGUUUUCUUUAUCUUCUCUUCAUUUAGUUUCCCGUUUUCUUUCUUUACGUCUUUUCUUUAUAUAGUUUUCUGUUUUCCUUUUCUUCUUUUCCUCUAGUUUCUCUCUCUCUCUCUCUCUCUCUCUCUCUCUCUCUCUCUCUCUCUCUCUCUCUCUCUCUCUCUCUCUCUCUCUCUCUCUCUCUCUCUCUCUCUCUCUCUCUCUCUCUCUCUCUCUCUCUCUCUCUCUCUCGUUCGGUCACGCAACGCACAAUUCUUUUAUCUCUUCGUCAACUAUUGAGUCAUCGUCUUUUAUUUAUCUCCCUUGUUUCAGAUAUCCCCUUUAAAUCGUCUUUUUUCCCUCCAAUCUUACUAAACUUUUGCUCUUUCUCCCUCCCGUCCCUUCAAGUCACCUUUUUCUCCCCCUCAUUCUUCCCUUGUUCCAUUUCUUUCCUCCUUACUGUCUAUCCUCCUUCUUUCCUCCAUUUAUCAAGUCUUCGCUAUAGGAGCACAACACUUUGUCUUUCCUGCUUUCCUUAUACCAUCCUUUCCCUCUCGCUCCUGUCCUCUCUUCCUCUUUAUUUCUAUUUUCCUUCUCUUCAUACUGGCUCAUUCCUCCUUAUACCAUCCUCUUCUUCUCCCUCCUCUCCUCUCUUCCUCUUUCUUUCUAUUUUCCUCCUCUUCAUACUGGCUCAUUCCUCCUUAUACCAUCCUCUUCUUCUCCCUCCUCUCCUCUCUUCCUCUUUCUUUCUAUUUUCCUUAUCUUCAUACUGGCACAUUCCUACUUUAAUCAUGCGGUAUCUGUCUUCAAAUCGUCUGCCCCUUCCUCUCGCCUUCCCUCCCUUCCUCCUUUCGUCUAUCACUUCUCCUCUCAUCCCUCACUUGCGUUCUCUUACUGUUUUUAUUCCACGUUUCUGUUUGAUCAUGCCCUCCUCUACCUCCUUCCUUCCCUCCCUCCCUCCGUCCACUCUCCCUAAACCCUACCUCCUACCCCUCCCUCCACACCCGCCUCACACCUGUGCUGGGUCAGGUAACGCAAGCCUGCAGGUGUAUAAUGUCUAGUCACUUAUAAACGUGUAAUAUUGGAGUUAGUGUUGGAGAGGAUUAAGUCCUUGUGUAUUUUUCUAUACAAAAUAAACGUUAAAACUGCUCA
Eriocheir sinensis (Chinese mitten crab) is the source of this 11818-nucleotide messenger RNA. RefSeq names its product toll-like receptor Tollo. Bases 2561 to 7180 code for a protein of 1539 amino acids. Lineage: Eukaryota; Metazoa; Arthropoda; Malacostraca; Decapoda; Varunidae. Gene Ontology annotation, biological process: signal transduction. The record is from RefSeq and is a predicted model, not a curated record. Gene Ontology annotation, molecular function: protein binding. The transcript has 2 exons.